This is a messenger RNA of Sinocyclocheilus rhinocerous, 2248 nucleotides long. RefSeq names its product dual specificity protein phosphatase CDC14A-like. Lineage: Eukaryota; Metazoa; Chordata; Actinopteri; Cypriniformes; Cyprinidae. Gene Ontology annotation, biological process: protein dephosphorylation. The coding region runs from base 403 to 2181 and encodes 592 amino acids. The record is from RefSeq and is a predicted model, not a curated record. The transcript has 15 exons.
UGGUGCGGCACGUGGUUACUAGGCAAUGUCCCUUUAACUUUUACCGUGUUUUAAGUUUCUAGCUAUGGCAUAACGUGCACGGAAACGCUAUAAAUGCAAAAGUUCACGGAAAACUGAAGGACAGGAACAUACAUGAGAUUGAACUGUUAGAAAAAAUAUCAUGUUUGUAAGCCACUUUGCGCUCGGAAGAGAUUUAGAGGAUUUGCCGUCUAUAUUCGACACACAAGAGCUUAUGGGACACAGAAGUGGGUUAUAGCAGGACUGUGUUUACUUCUGUGUAUAAAACGGAUUUAUUUUUAAAUACAUUUAUUUUCAAACUGCCGGAACAUAACAAAACCCUUUGGAACGAAACGGAACGCGUGGAAAUAUUAAUAACAUCCUGAAGUUUCAGUAUUUGAUCAAAUGGGAGACUGCAAUGAGCUGCUCGGAGCGUCUGAGUUUAUCAAAGAUCGUCUGUAUUUUGCUACUCUUAGAAGCAAACCCAAGAGCACAGCAAACACACAUUUCUUCUGCACAGAUGAGGAAUUUAUAUAUGAAAACUUUUAUGCAGAUUUUGGGCCCCUCAAUCUGGCAAUGCUGUACAGAUACUGCUGCAAACUGAACAAAAAACUAAAGUCUUUCACUCUGUCCAGAAAGCGCAUCAUCCAUUACACCAGUUACGACCAACGAAAGAGAGCCAAUGCAGCCUUCCUCAUCGGUGCUUAUGCGGUAAUCUACUUAAAAAGAACUCCAGAGGAGGUGUACCGGGCCCUGAUCUCUGGAACCAAUGUGUCAUACCUGCCCUUCAGAGAUGCUGCUUUUGGGAACUGCACAUAUGAUUUAACCAUAUUAGACUGUUUACAAGGAAUCCGUAAGGCCUUGCAGCAUGGGUUUUUUGACUUUGAGAAUUUUGAUGUUGAAGAAUAUGAACAUUAUGAGCGUGUAGAAAAUGGAGAUUUUAACUGGAUUGUGCCAGGAAAACUGUUGGCCUUCAGCGGACCUCAUCCCAAGAGCAAAAUAGAGAAUGGUUAUCCACUCCACGCUCCAGAAGCAUACUUUUCCUACUUUCGCCAGCACAAUGUUACAGAUGUUGUGCGACUGAACAAGAAGAUUUAUGAAGGUCAGCGCUUCACAGAUGCCGGGUUUGAACAUCACAACUUGUUCUUUGAAGACGGCACCACGCCUAGUGAUCUCCUCACAAGACGCUUUCUGCACAUCUGUGAAAGCGCCAAGGGUGCCGUAGCUGUCCACUGCAAGGCUGGCCUUGGCAGGACAGGCACUCUGAUAGGCUGCUACCUGAUGAAGCAUUAUCGCUUCACAGCACCUGAGGCCAUUGCCUGGAUACGAAUCUGCAGACCGGGCUCCAUCAUUGGACCACAGCAGCACUUUCUCGAACAGAAGCAGCACAGUAUGUGGGUGCAAGGUGAUCUCCAUCAGUCCAAGCAGAAGCAACAGCAGCUGAGGCAAAGCCGACAACAGGAGAGAAACAUGGCCCAUCUCAUCUCCGAGGUGGACGACAUGUCCAUCGACAGCACCAUUCUGAAGCCACCAAGUGUGGAUGAGAAUGAGUUCAGAGAAGAAGACAUGAUUCCAACUCAAGGAGACAAACUACUAGCUCUAAAGGGCCAACGCAACCCCAGAUCUACAGUCACAGUGCUUAGUGGGAUAAGCCCAGCUCCAGGCACCAUUUCCCCUCUCAAGUCUUCCAAAGCUCAUCUCUUCCUCUCCUCUUCCACUGCGCCACGGAGACUAACAAGAACCCCUUCCUCCUCCGCCGGCAAUCUAAAAAGCUUCAGUCCCCGUUUAGCCCAUUCCCUCAGCAACCUCUACGAUGACAACAACUUCAAUGAUGAUGACAGCAGCACACCUCCUUCCUCCUUUGCACCCUCCCCAUCUCCUGCUCUAACCCCCGUGCUUCCAUCAGGCUUCAGCUUUGGGUACACCUCUGCUGACCCCCGACUUCCUCCCUCACAUGUAAACUUCAAUCAAGAGGCCGACACCAACCUCAACAGCCUUACUGGAGCUAAUACCGUUAGCACUAAUCGCACAGUCAGGCCUAUGAACAGAACCGGCUAUAGUCUGUUCUCCGGUGGUCGGCCAAACCCUCGUAGAGGUCCGUUGCGUGGUGGACUAAGCGGAUUUCCAGGGCGCUACCUCAGCAGAUCCAUUCCAUCCCUUCAGUCUGAAUAUGCUCAGUACUAAGACUAUGAUUAUACACUGAUGGCAAUCGCAGCUGACUUUUUGACCAUGGACAGAUCAUUCCUUAAUC